AUGUCUCCCUGGGGCCGGAGGCUGAAGGAGCAGCAGGAGCUGGCGGCCGCCGUCAUCCAGCGCUGCUACCGCAAGUACAAGCAGUUUGCCCUGUUCCAGCGGAUGACGCAGGCCGCCAUCCUGAUCCAGAGCAAGUUCCGGAGCUACGCGGAGCAGAAGCGGUUCCAGCGGCGCCGGCGCGCGGCCGUGCUCAUCCAGCAGCGCUUCCGCAGCCUCCGGCAGCACCGGAGCACCUUCCUCACCCUCAAGCAGGACCAGGCGGCCCGGAAGAUCAUGAGGUUCCUGCGGCGCUGCCGCCACCGGGGGUGGGGUCAUGGGCAGGGCUUUGUGCUGAUGCUCCUCCCUCAGGAGUUGGCGGCACAGCAGGAGGAGGCGGAGCUUGAGCGCGGCGCUGCCCCCCCCGGCCCCCCAAACGACUACAAGGACAAAUACCGGCACCUGAUUGGCUCCGACGCCGCCAAAGCCGCCGCCCGCACCAUGGAGGCCAACAAGGCCUAUGGUUGUGUGCCGGUGGCCAACAAGCGGGACACGCGCUCCAUCGAGGAGGCCAUGAACGAGAUCCGGGCCAAGAAGCGGCUGCGGCAGGCGGAGGACGAGGGGGGGGCUGGGGGGGGUCCUGGGGGGCCCUCGGCGUGAUGGGGGGGUGGGGAGGGGGGGCUGCACCCCUGGGGGGUAUUUAACAGUGGGGGAGAAUGAUUGUGACACUCGAGAGCAGUAAUAAAGCGCUUCAACUC
This is a messenger RNA of Lepidothrix coronata (blue-crowned manakin), 734 nucleotides long. It is a transcript of the gene SPAG7, whose product is annotated as sperm associated antigen 7. The transcript has 6 exons. The record is from RefSeq and is a predicted model, not a curated record. NCBI's taxonomy places the organism in Eukaryota, Metazoa, Chordata, Aves, Passeriformes, Pipridae. The coding region runs from base 1 to 636 and encodes 211 amino acids. Gene Ontology annotation, molecular function: protein binding.